Durusdinium trenchii is the source of this 1345-nucleotide messenger RNA. Lineage: Eukaryota; Dinophyceae; Suessiales; Symbiodiniaceae. The record is from the annotation of a GenBank genome assembly.
CCGCAUCGCACGGGGAGUUUGAAACUAGCGGAGGAUUCAUUCAAAGCACACUGGUGAGACAAGCUGUACAAAGUAACUUGUCCAAUAGCAUCCCCAAAGUCCGUUUUGGGGACCAGCACUGUGCUGCCUACUGUAGCCCGUUUGAUUGGCUCAGUAGACAAUCAGAGUGUCGGCGGCGAACCAAGUUGAAGGUGCCUGGACGGCAUGAAAAGAGCAAUUCGUUCUUCGCUGAUUGGCAUCCUGAUUGUACUUUGGCAAGGAAGCAACCAUCAAACCUUCGCGCUGCCAAAGCAGCCUAGUUCAUAUUUUGUGCGGCAAAGACAGGGCUUCGGCGUUCAUGCCCCAGCUGGGGAAAGACUUGGUAUGGUGGUAAAUACGAACACAACUGGCCUGAUCCUUGAGCCAAGCCAGGAGGAAAAGACACUUGCUUCUCAGCUCAAAGCAGCAGGCAAUCAAAAGAAUGGUCGUUGGCAACAAGUCUAUGCCAAGUAUUCUGGGUUCAGUCCAUUGGUGCUGACUGCUGCGAUGCAGGCAGCUCUGAAACAGGGGGACUAUGAGGAGGGCUACAAGAUUUACAAACGGGUCAUACACAUGACACUACCUACAUAUACAAUUGCUAUGAAACUCCUGGGCAAACUUGGGCGACAAGAUGAAGUCGAACGACUCUGGGGGCAGCUAGUUGAGCAGGACUUGGUUGGCCAACUUGCAGCUGGUGGACGCAUCGAUGCGGCAGCCAGCAUCGGAGACAUUCAAGCAGCAGAACAAGUUCUUGACUAUAUGAAAGCAAAGGGUAUUGAGGCCAAUGUGGUGCAUUUCACGUCAGCCAUCAAUGCUUGCGCAAAUUCCGACGAUACAAACCGAGCCAAAGCUGCUCAGCGGUUUCUUGAUGCAAUGCUCACAGCCGGUCUGAUGCCAAAUACUGUAACAUACGGAGCCCUGCUUCGCGCACUCCAACAAGAACCAAAACACCGGUUGCAGAAUUUGCUGGUGGAGAUGAAAGGCCACAAUGUAAGGCCAGACACUGUGUUCGUAGAGUGCUUCCUAUUCACACUGUUAAAUUCUCGCACAAAAGGUGAGUGGAGACGACGAAAUGUCAUUGUGGCACAUCUUAGGAAACUGCCCUUUGCUCACCUCCAAGCAGCAAAACACUUCAUCGACGAGAUGAGAGAUACAAAGGUCAGAUUAGCUUAUUCCUCCAGGUUGAUUGAUGCAGCUCUUCGGGAAGUGCUGGGCUAAGAAGUCUGGCGGCUCUAGUUGACGCUAUGAGCCCAGGCAGAGCUUGGCCACCGAAGAGUGGAUUUUAUGCGAAGGCACUAAGGCAGUGGAAAAAGGAUGCAAAGUGAAA